Messenger RNA from Ochotona princeps (American pika), 841 nucleotides. RefSeq names its product zinc finger protein 75D-like. The record is from RefSeq and is a predicted model, not a curated record. The coding region runs from base 50 to 841 and encodes 263 amino acids. The transcript has 4 exons. NCBI's taxonomy places the organism in Eukaryota, Metazoa, Chordata, Mammalia, Lagomorpha, Ochotonidae. Gene Ontology annotation, biological process: regulation of DNA-templated transcription.
UUCUUCCACUGGAUUGCUUCACAGCUCUUCUCCUGGGCGUCGGGGCGAGAUGGCGGCCCGUCUGUCCAGAGACUUCGAAAGUUUCACUUGGAAAGAAGAUCCUGGCGCUAUGUUUGGAUCAGUUCUGACCUCGAUUGUCACAGGUGGAGGUGGGCUGAUGUCAGUAGCGCACUCAGGAGGCAAACACUCCCCAAGGAAGAUGAGGAGAGAGCUGAAGGUAGAUGCCACCUUAGACUUCCCAGUGAGGGCACUCAGGGAGACAAAGGUGACUGUGCAGCGGAGAUCCAGUAAGUGUGAGGAGAGCAUGCCAGCGCUAGGGAACCUAGGUCCCGAGAAAGCCCAGGAGUGCUUCCGGAACUUCUGUUAUUGUGAGGCACCUGGACCGUUCGAGGCCGCCAGCCGACUUCAGGAAUUCUGUUGUCAGUGGCUGCAACCAGAGCUACACUCCAAAGAGCAGCUGGUGCAACUGCUGGUGCUGGAGCAGUUCCUGGCCAUUCUGCCCCAGGAGACCCGAGCCUGGGUGCAGAAGCAUCGUCCACAGACCAUCAAUCAGGCUGUGACCCUGGUAGAAUACUUCCAAAGAAAACCUGAUGAAACAAAGGAUGAGAACUUGUUGACAUUUGAAGAUGUGAACGUGUGUUUUUCUGACGACGAAUGGCAGCUACUGGACCCUUCUCAGAAGACCCUCUAUGGCGAUGUAAUGCAAAAUAUCUAUGAGGAUGCUGCCUACCUAGGUUUAAAGCUCAGAAAUGAUGCUAGCAAAAAGUAUCAUGUAAUCUUUACUCCCUCACCACCACGACGCCGUGUAUCCAGAAACAGACAAAGAAAAAUUUCCCGCUAG